AUGUGGACAGGGGCUUUGGUUCUGGAUCAAUGUUCAUUGGUGUGGGUUGCUGUUCUUUGGUGUUCAAUGGGGUUCGUCCUGCUGUAUGGACCUGUGGAUGACCCAAUUAGGUCGAUUGAGGUGGUCCGAGGGGGGACGAACACCACUUCAAGUGAUCCGGCAUGCUCUGAGGAGGAGUGGUCAGAUGGGAACAUUGACAUGCAGACAUGCAAUAGACAUAGGGGGGACAAACACCACUUCAAGGGUCCAGCAUGCCAUGAUGGGGAGUGGUCAGACAGGAUCAUUGGUUGUAUUACAAGACAUGCAAUUGACAUAGGAGAGUCAGGCAAAGAUGGGUGUCCCAGUCAAUGUGGACAGGGGCUUUGGUUCUGGAACAGUGUUCUUCGGUCAAUUGCAAUUGAGCUAGGGGGGAUGAACACCAUGUCAAGCAGCCCAGCAUGCUCCAAGGGGGAGUGGUCAGAUGGGAACAUCAGAAUGUUAUAA
This is a messenger RNA of Pisolithus orientalis, 483 nucleotides long. RefSeq lists its product as uncharacterized. The record is from RefSeq and is a predicted model, not a curated record. Lineage: Eukaryota; Fungi; Basidiomycota; Agaricomycetes; Boletales; Pisolithaceae. The transcript has 6 exons. The coding region runs from base 1 to 483 and encodes 160 amino acids.